ACCAACAAAAGAAGAAUGGAGUUUCAGCCAGUAGUAAUGGCAGCUGGACAGGGGUCCAGGAUGACAGACUUGACCACCAGGUGUCCGAAGGCUCUCCUCCCAGUGGGGAACUUUCCACUGCUGUGGUAUCCUGUCAACAUGCUGGAAAGGGCAGGCUUUGAAGAAGCGAUCAUAAUCGUCUUGGAAUCAUUUGCAAGUGAUGCCCAAAAGGCCCUCUGUGAUGUCUGUGAUGUUAAAAUGAGGUUAGACUUUGUCAGCAUCCCCGACAACGACUAUAUGGGUACAGCUGAUUCCCUCCGCUUCAUCAAAGAUAAAAUCAAAACAGACGUGUUGAUAGUGAGUUGUGACCUCAUCUCUGACAUUAGUCUCCACCAAGUGGCCAAUGUUCACAGAGCGUACGAUUCUUCCCUCACCAUGUUGUUAUCUCCCCUUCCGGAGCAGUAUGCUGAGGUGGCAGUACCCGGCAUCAAGUCCAAGAGGAAGAGGGAGCGGGAUUUCAUUGGCUUGGAUGAGAAUGGGAAGCGGGUUCUGUUCUACACUUCUGAAGUUGACCUUGAAGAAACCGUCAAUUUUAGGAAAUCUGUUUUAAAAAAGCACCCAUGCAUCAGUAUACGUUCCAAGUUAACCGACUGCCAUUUGUAUAUAUUGAAGAAGUGGGUAGUGGACUUUCUUGGAGAAAACACAAAACUAUCAACAAUAAAGAGUGAACUCCUGCCAUACUUGAUCAAGCGCCAGUUUACUAAACCCAAGCCUCCUGAAACAGAUCUCCACAACACUAACAUGUCACUCGUCUCCAUGGAUACCAAGACAGAUGUCCAUGGCUACAGAAAAGGUGAUGAGAUGACCGCACUGAUCGAGGAACUCUCCACAUGGAUUGACCAUGAUGGUGACAUGGCCGACUGUUUCCAUGGUGAAGAUUUCCGGUGCUAUGCUUACAUACAGGACAAGGGUUUCUGUGUGCGGGCCAACACACUAGCCACAUACUGUGAAGCUAACAGACAAAUUCCACGGCUGCUCAGUGUGUUAGCUCCAUCCAGAGAGAUUAAUAAUGUACAUCCAUCAGCAACUAUCAAAGAAAAGUCACAGGUUGGAUCCGAUUGUCUUGUGAGUGAGGGAGUGAUUGUUGGAGAGCGGUCGUCCAUCAAGCGGUCAGUUGUAGGACGGCAUUGUACAAUAGGUGACAAGGUCAAGAUCACUAACUGCAUCAUCAUGGAUCAUGUGACCAUAAUGGAGGGGUCCAACCUACAAGGCAGCAUUGUGUGUGGACAGGCUCAUAUCUCCGAGAAGUGUGAACUCAAAGAUUGUAUCGUAGGUCACUCUCAGAACAUCAUUGCCAUGGGCAAGUUUACAAAUGAAGCCAUCAUCGAUGUGGACCGAAUGAUGGAGAUAUGACCACUAUGCGAUAUACUGGAUGUACAGAUUGUUAUUGGGGCUGUUGAUACAGAUAGCCUGUUCCUACUUAUAACAUUGGUAGUGACUGCUUGACUUUUUAUUGUACAUGGCCUGAACCUAAGAUUUACUAUUCAUCUCAACACUAUAUGAUGACCCUGGUCCAAACAGUGUCCCAAGACAUUCAUUACCAGGAGUCUACAAGACAGAGGACCCUCCUGAAAGAGUCUUAAUCAACUGUGAUACUGGACUUCGUGAGCCAUGAGAAUUGCUGCAGACAUCACAUGAUAAUCUUUGUUAAACUUUCCCUAGUCCAUACUUGGUGAGCCAACCUGUAAAUGUUGUUUUGCAUCACAGACAGCAAUAUACAUGCUCCAAGUCAUGGCCUCCCAAAACUCGAGGAGAGGUACAUGCAGUUAUAUCCGCCUGGUGCCACACCGAAAUAAUUUAAUGUGUCAAUAUAGAUUCACAAGUUUAUGCCUAAAGUAUGGGAUGCUGGGGAUCUAUUAUGGUAUGGAAUUUACAUUUUUGUCAACUUUAGUUCAAGCUUCUUGCCCCUUUCAUUGUGACAUGGUGGACCUUAUGUUAUUGAAAUUGGAUCAUGACAGCAACAUUUCUUUGACAAUAUUUUUUUCUACUGAAACCUAACACAUGGCUAAGUGGCCAUUUGUACAAAUAAAGAAAACAGUGCUGAUAA
Haliotis rubra (blacklip abalone) is the source of this 2086-nucleotide messenger RNA. RefSeq names its product translation initiation factor eIF-2B subunit gamma-like. Gene Ontology annotation, cellular component: eukaryotic translation initiation factor 2B complex; guanyl-nucleotide exchange factor complex. Gene Ontology annotation, biological process: cytoplasmic translational initiation; biosynthetic process. The record is from RefSeq and is a predicted model, not a curated record. Gene Ontology annotation, molecular function: guanyl-nucleotide exchange factor activity; translation initiation factor activity. Lineage: Eukaryota; Metazoa; Mollusca; Gastropoda; Lepetellida; Haliotidae.